AUGAACGCUGAAAAGGCUGAAGCGAACUCCAGGCUUCUGGAGCUUUCGAAGAGGAACCUGGAAAAUAAAACCAAGAAGGAGCUGGAACAGAAACAGAAGCAGGAGGAACAGCAGGAGCAGAGGAGGAUCAUCAUGAAGUCUCUGUUGACCCCGGAUGCGCACGCACGAUUGUCAAGGAUAGCCAUUGUGAAGGAAGAGAAGGCCAGACGAAUCGAGGACAUAAUAAUAAGGAAUAGCCAAAUGGGUAUGCUCCAGAGAAAAAUUGAUGACGAGCAGCUAAUAAAAAUUAUCGAGCAAGUGAGCGAGCAAAUUUACAAAAAGGAACCAGUGAUAGAAAUAAGACGAAGGAAACAGUUCGAUGACGAUGAUGACUUCAACGAAGAGGACUAUACGUGA
Messenger RNA from Plasmodium knowlesi strain H, 396 nucleotides. Its product is annotated as apoptosis-related protein, putative. Gene Ontology annotation, cellular component: nucleus; cytosol. Lineage: Eukaryota; Apicomplexa; Aconoidasida; Haemosporida; Plasmodiidae. Bases 1 to 396 code for a protein of 131 amino acids. The transcript is spliced from 7 exons. The record is from RefSeq and is a predicted model, not a curated record. Gene Ontology annotation, molecular function: DNA binding.